Microcebus murinus (gray mouse lemur) is the source of this 1927-nucleotide messenger RNA. It is a transcript of the gene HEXA, whose product is annotated as hexosaminidase subunit alpha. Gene Ontology annotation, cellular component: membrane; lysosome. Gene Ontology annotation, biological process: glycosaminoglycan metabolic process; carbohydrate metabolic process; ganglioside catabolic process. Lineage: Eukaryota; Metazoa; Chordata; Mammalia; Primates; Cheirogaleidae. The record is from RefSeq and is a predicted model, not a curated record. Gene Ontology annotation, molecular function: beta-N-acetylhexosaminidase activity.
AAGGGCCAAUGCCCGUCCUCCGGGGUCGCCGGUGCAGCGCCGCUUCCGGUCACGUGACACGGCGAUGGUCACGCGGCCACCGCUCACCUGACCAGGGCCUCACGUGGCCCAGCCCGCUGGGACCGAGGUGACCGGCGGGCCAUGGCAGGCUCCAGGCUUUGGUUUUCGCUGCUGCUGGCGGCAGCGUUGGCGGAGCCGACGAGGACCCUAUGGCCCUGGCCCCAGUACAUCCAGACCUCCGACCGGCGCUACGUCCUCUAUCCGAACAACUUCCAAUUCCAGUACCACGCCAGUUCGGCCGCGCAGCCCGGCUGCUCCGUCCUCGACGAGGCCUUCCAACGCUACCGUGACCUGCUCUUCGGUUCCGGGUCUUGGCCCCGUCCUAACCUCACAGGAAAACGACAUACGCUGGAGAAGAAUAUAUUGGUUGUCUCUGUAGUCAAAUCUGGAUGUAACCAGUUUCCUGCUUUGGAGUCAGUGGAGAAUUAUACCCUGACCAUAAAUGAUGAUGAAUGCUUACUCCUCUCUGAGACGAUCUGGGGAGCUCUCCGAGGUCUGGAGACUUUUAGCCAGCUUGUCUGGAAAUCUGCUGAGGGCACGUUCUUCAUAAACAAGACUGAGAUCGAAGACUUUCCCCGCUUCCCUCAUCGGGGCCUGCUGUUGGAUACAUCUCGCCAUUACCUACCACUGUCUACCAUCCUGGACACUCUGGAUGUCAUGGCGUUUAACAAAUUGAAUGUGUUCCACUGGCAUCUGGUGGAUGACUCUUCCUUCCCAUACGAGAGCUUCACUUUUCCAGAGCUCACCAGAAAGGGGUCCUACAACCCUGUCACCCACAUCUACACAGCGCAGGAUGUGAAGGAGGUGAUUGAAUACGCGCGGCUUAGGGGCAUCCGUGUGCUGGCAGAGUUUGACACCCCUGGCCACACUUUGUCUUGGGGACCAGGGAUCCCUGGAUUAUUGACUCCCUGCUACUCUGGGUCUCAGCCCUCUGGCACCUUUGGCCCCGUGAAUCCCAGUCUCAACAAUACCUAUGAGUUCAUGAGCACAUUCUUCUUGGAGGUCAGCUCUGUCUUCCCGGAUUUUUAUCUUCACCUUGGAGGAGAUGAGGUUGAUUUCACCUGCUGGAAGUCCAACCCAGAUAUCCAGAAAUUUAUGAAGAAGAAAGGCUUUGGUGAAGACUUCAAGCAGCUGGAGUCCUACUACAUCCAGACGCUGCUGAACAUCGUCUCCUCUUAUGGCAAGGGCUACGUGGUGUGGCAGGAGGUGUUUGAUAAUAAAGUAAAGGUUCAGCCAGACACAAUCAUACAGGUGUGGCGAGAAGAGGUGCCAGUAAGCUAUACGAAGGAGCUGGAACUGAUCACUGAGUCCGGCUUCCGGGCCCUGCUCUCUGCCCCCUGGUACCUGAACCGUAUAUCUUAUGGCCCUGAUUGGAAGGAGUUCUACCUAGUGGAACCCCUGGACUUUGAAGGUACCCCUCAGCAGAAGACUCUGGUGAUUGGGGGAGAGGCCUGCAUGUGGGGAGAGUAUGUGGACGGCACAAACCUGGUCCCUAGGCUAUGGCCCAGAGGAGGGGCUAUUGCUGAGAGGCUAUGGAGCAACAAGCUGGUAGUUGACCUGAAAUUUGCCCAUAAACGUCUGUCGCGCUUUCGCUGUGAGUUGCUGAGGCGAGGUGUCCAGGCCCAGCCCCUCAAUGUAGGCUACUGUGAGCAGGAGUUUGAACAGAACUGAGCCAGCUGCCCCAGGCACCGAGGAGGGUGCUGGCCCUGGGAGAGGUGGGGGGCCAGGCUUUCACUGCAUCCCGGCCAGGGGACGGAGCCCCUUGCCCAUGUGCCCCUGUACCUGGGGACAAGGGGGCUGGUGCUGGCGCUGGUGUCCAAUAAAGAGUGAUAUGGCAUUUUUUAUAAUAAAUAUGGACUACCUGUGU